This is a messenger RNA of Galdieria sulphuraria, 786 nucleotides long. RefSeq lists its product as uncharacterized. Bases 14 to 748 code for a protein of 244 amino acids. The record is from RefSeq and is a predicted model, not a curated record. The transcript has 3 exons. Lineage: Eukaryota; Rhodophyta; Bangiophyceae; Galdieriales; Galdieriaceae.
GUUGAGAAUCAAGAUGCCUAUCACUAGUCUUACAAUAGGUGCUAUGUUAGGAAAAGCAGACUUUGCGUACAAAUAUAUGGGAGGAUCUUCUAUCAUGUUCAAUCUUCUGAAGACAUAUAUUUUCGGAAAGAUACUGAGAACACUAGAAUAUCCUGAUGGAGAGUUGUAUACUGUCAAGAUACACUAUCCACAAUUGGAACGUCUUAAAGUGAAAAUUGCAGACGCACAACCUCCACCUUAUCCUACUUGUUUCUUGACCAGUGAGGUAAGUAUUGAGUGCCUAGAUGAUAUACGUCAGUUAGCUUUGUGGCAUCCUCCUGCUUUCACAGAGCCUUUGCGUACGGAUAAAGAUAUAAGAGCAGUACCAGAGGGUGCGUGGGUGUUCUGGAGUAAAUACAGUGAAAAGGAGUUUCCUAUACCACGUCGAGGUGUGAAAUUAGACGCUCCAGCAGCUAAUAUUGUAACUUCGAAUGCAGCUCUUACUGACGGGUAUAUUUCUUUGGUGAAGAACCUUUAUCGCUCCAAACAGUUAUCAACUAGUGAAUAUGAUAGAUUAAUAGAUUUGAUUAUCGAAAAGAAUGAAGGCAUAUGCACUCUAGCACGAAAUUUUUCUAACGAACCAGAAGAAUUCGUUCGUCAUGCUAAGAGGCAGAUAUCGAAACUACCGGAGAAAACUAUAAUCAUGUCUACAAACGCAACUUCAAUUGUUUCAGAAACAAGUGAGAAGAUAUCAUCCAAUAUAUCUUGAACUCUCAAAAAACCCAAAAAACAAAGUUGAAGUUUGGU